Molecule: messenger RNA, 480 nt
Organism: Aspergillus brunneoviolaceus CBS 621.78
Lineage: Eukaryota; Fungi; Ascomycota; Eurotiomycetes; Eurotiales; Aspergillaceae
Product: NUDIX hydrolase
Exons: 1
Source: RefSeq, a predicted model, not a curated record
GAACCCGAGCCCAAAACCCUCCUCCUCCAGCGCAGCAUCACAGACUCCUACCCCGGCCACUGGGAGAACCCGGGCGGGCUGAUCGACCCCGUCCGCGACGCCACCGUGCUGGCGGGCGUGGCGCGCGAGGUCCGCGAGGAGACGGGGUUCCACGUGUCGCGGUUCGUGGAUCUGGUCUGCGUCGACGAGUGGACCAAGAUGAAGCGCGGCGUGCUGCUGCAGGAGACCAAGGUGACGUUCCUGGUGGAGGUGCGGGAGGCCGUCGCGGCGGGCUGGGAGGCAACCGUGAAACUGGCGGAGGGGGAGCAUCAGGCUUUUGUGUGGGUCGGGGAAGGGGAGGUGCGUGGGGUGGUGAGGGACAAGGGGAGGAAGAGGAAGGCGAGUGGCGGGGCUGGCAGGUUGGGGGUGGGGUUUAUUAAUGAGCAAGGGGGGAAUGUGCUUAGGGGGUUUGAGGUGGUGAGGGGGUUGAGGGGGUGUUGA